Messenger RNA from Ostrea edulis (European flat oyster), 9019 nucleotides. RefSeq lists its product as uncharacterized. The record is from RefSeq and is a predicted model, not a curated record. Gene Ontology annotation, molecular function: calcium ion binding; protein binding. Bases 197 to 8893 code for a protein of 2898 amino acids. Gene Ontology annotation, biological process: cell-matrix adhesion. Lineage: Eukaryota; Metazoa; Mollusca; Bivalvia; Ostreida; Ostreidae. The transcript is spliced from 48 exons.
CAUUAUAGCACAACUUUUAAAGACGCCUCCGGGUGAAAUGUGUCUCUACCAGUGGAAAAUAAUCAUUCUUUGAUCAAAAGAUGCUGAAAUACUUCAUGUCGAAUUCUCUGUUUACCUGAGAAAGGGGGGCAAUUUAUGUAACUGGUACAUGUAUAUGUUUUGUUCAAUGAAAGGAUAAUUCGUCCUUGUGAACACUAUGGCUGUGUGCAGAACGCUACGCCAAAUUGCAUUUCGUUCUGCAGAAACUUUUAUUUUGGCACACAUCCUUUUAACAAUUGUAAAUCAUACCCAUGGACAGAAUAUUUUCGAUGGCCAACCCGAAAACAGUACCCUGCCCUCAAAUAUAAGCAAAGAUGAAAACCUAUCGACGGAAAGAGGGUCCUCAGAUGAAAUAUCUGCAACAACCAGCGACCAGUCGGGAAUACCAGAUGACGUUACAGAAGACUUUGAAACAACUGGAUUGUAUUCAGGCACGACAACAUUCCAACCGACAAUAGACGACAGCCAGUCCAGUACAGAAGAACAGAUUAUAUCAGAAGACGAAACAAGCGAUCACUCCAAUUCAAUGUCUUCCCAAAGUUCAUUAAUAACUGCAGACUCAACUAUCUCUGAUUCAACGACUUUUCCUUUACUGGUAUCAAACAACACGCAAUUUAUCACAACAAACGAGUCCCCUUUAGACGUGUACACGAAUAACUAUCAGUCAACAUCUAUUGGAAGCGAAAGCAACGACGACCAAUCUUCGCCUGAGUUUGAAUAUACAACUGAUUAUGAAACAAUGAGUAGCAGUGGUUUGAGAACGACAACAACUCAUUUGCCAAUUACAACAACAGAAAUAUUGGUUACUGCCAAUAGUUCAGUUUGUCCAGUUAUAAUUACCACGCCUCAGUUCAUUUCUGAAGAUUUCGGGUCAUCAGCCACAUUUACAAGCAUUGUUGAGACGAAUGCCAGUCCUGCUCUCUACGGAAGAUGGUUGAAAAUACAAUCUGAUAGAACAAGUCUUAUAGACACAAGCACAGACAAAUAUAACGGAAGCCGGUUGCUGCCAUUCCCAGCCCUUACGAUAAAUGAUGUGGAUUUCUAUGACAACGUAAGCUAUCAGUUUCAAGUUCGAAUUGAUGGUGGAUGGUGUCUUGGCAAUAUAGUCACAUUAGAAGUUAGAGGAAUAUUACAGUUUAAUGAUUCCUGCAACAUGACAAAGGAAUGCGAUCAGAGUAUGCAGUUGGAAUGUUCCUUGGAAUACAAAGCUUGCAUGUGCACCAGUGCCUAUUAUUACAGAAAUGAAACAUGUUUCCAUAGGAAUAAUUUGUUGGCAAACUACAAGACAUCAGAUAUUACGACGUCUUAUAUCACCGUGUGGUGGAAUCAUCCGUUCGAUUCCGCCCUUGUACAGUCUUACGUUGUGAGACUGACUGAAUACUGGGGAUCCAUUGACUUGGAAGAGUUCGCUGGGAGGGAUACUAAUUUCACCUUUGAAUCAAAUUUCACUCCUGGUUACCUGUUUUAUUUUGAGAUAGUAUCUACAGUUCUGCUCAUCUAUCCCAGGAAAAUGAUAAAUGUGACAACAAGGAGACCAUUGGUUGUUGAUCCACUCCCGCCCGGGCCUAUCGACACGAACGCUAGCGACUUUCACCCUGAGAAGCUGCUUCUCAGAUGGGCUGUUCCAAAGAACAAUACCUACGUAAACAGUUACAGGAUAACCAUUAAUGGUCCGCAGUAUUAUAAUUGGUAUUAUACGCAUUCUAACACUAUCAAGUGGUCACAGAAAUUAGAGCCUGGUGAGAACUACACUGUUACAAUAACGGCAAGAAGUUGGCAUGGAAAUUGGUUUGCUAAAGAGAGCGUCGGAUAUAUUCAGCGGAUACAGACAUUGCGCACCCCAAAAAUUGAAAUUACUCCAACGUACUUCAGUGUAGCAUUCCUAUCUACUCUUCAAAUCAAUGCUUCGGUGAAAAAUAUGCCUGAUUUCCCAUCAACUACGGAAAUUAAAUGGCAGAAAAUUUAUUAUUAUUACUGGAGUUCAAUCGCUAUCGAUAUAAACAUAUCUCACUCAAGAUACAACGGCAGCACACUCGAUUUAUCGGAACCCAGCCUCGUCAUUAACAGAGUGGACUUUAGCAAUGAUCACAAUUACUACUACCAAUGUGUUGGGCGAAAUGAAGAAGGAUGGGGAACAAGCAAUAAAGGAUAUGUAUCAGUUUUUGGAAGUCUCAAAUUUCUGGAACAAUGCGCACAGAGUCAAGAAUGUGAACCUUAUAAAAACUUACAGUGUCGAUCAAGGAAAUGUCUUUGCUCAGGAUCGUAUUAUCACAAAAAUUCUGUAUGUUUUUCACGUUCCAGAUUAAACAUAAACAACAUCGAACUAACAAGUACUAGAUGUGAAUUAGCAAUACAAUGGCGGAAACCAUCCGACGAUAGUCAUCUUGUCUCCGGGUAUACUGUGCGUUUACAGGCUCGAAGAUCCAGCUGGUGGGGGACUGAGGAAAUAGUAAAUGUUGGAAUUGUAACAGAAUACAAAACUUCAUGUACCUUACAACCAGGGCGCAUGUACAGAUUUUACAUCCAAUCAAAUGUUUUACUUAGCAAUCCUACGGAAUCCUUCAGCAUUAACAUGUUCUCAACCAAUACUAUUUUAGAACCACUGUCACCAGGUAAAAUAGAUCGAGCUGAGAGUAAUUUCUCCGGCGACCACCUUUAUUUAAAAUGGGAAAACUCGGGACAAAACACAUUUCUGAAUCACUACAAGGUGAUUAUUAAUGGGUAUCAACAGACAACUUUCGGUAGAUUUCCUGAGAUUUACUGGAAACGAGGAUUAAUUCCUGGAUCAAUUUACAAUGUGACAAUAACAGCAGUAAGUUAUGGCGAUGACACCAGUGGUCCAUGGUCUGGAACUGCGGAAAGUGAUCCAUAUUUAGAUUGGAUAGAAAUAGAGCAAGCUGAUGCAGGGGCCUACGCCUACAUGCCUUACGGGGAAAGAGAUUAUUUCUUUCGAGGCGAUGAUGUCACCAGUCCUCCUCUUAAGUCUCCCACAACAGUCUAUGUGGGAGAUGGUUCAGAAAAGGGAUUCAAUUUUGUUAGUAUCGGUUCCAACGGCAUUAUUGGACUUGGAGAAGUAUUUAACAGUAUUACUAUUCGGGACAUGGACGCUAAUAAAAUGAAAAACAGGCAAAUCCUUUGUCCUUUUUGGACUGAUCUAUUGACAGUCGAUGCAAUUGGUAAUGUGUACUACAAAACAUAUGAAAGGGGGCAAGAUGCGGAAAACAACUUAUUCCUGAGAAAAGCGAAUGAAAUGGUUCGACUGCAGUUUAGAGAUUUUCCUCAGUUCGAGGCUUCGUGGCUUGUUAAAGUGACCUGGGAAAAUAUGACCUUAUUUGGAGACAAAUCGCGGACCGCAACGUUUCAGUCUCUCCUAAUAACAGACGGAUCGAGUACUUUUACAGUUGUCAACUACAUUGAUGUUGAUUUAAAACGCAUUAAGAAGAAGAAAAUUGCAAUAGGAUAUCGAUACAAGCGAUUUUUUAUGAAGAAUUAUUUUUCUAACAAAAAAGCUGCUUUUCAGAUGGGCAAAAACCCCGGAAAUAGAGGAGUAAAUGGGUUUUGGAUACAUAAAUUGACGACCGGAGUUCCUCUGAGCAAAGAUGAGAAAGAAUGUUUCGACUGGUACACAAAAAAUAAGGAGAUGCGAGUCAGUGAGCAGUUAACACCCGUGUUGCGUGUUAUUGAAUGUCCAUGUGACAGCCGUCUUCUUAGGUUUGACCCACGCUACGCCAUCAAUAGAUUUGACAGAGUAAAUAGAGUAUUAUGCUAUUCUUCAAUGGUUGUUGGAAGAAAUGUCGAAUGCUGUUUCAGAAUGCAUGGCGCAAUAGACAAUUUGAGUACUCUAGAACUCUCUAAACCUGCGGUGGGGACAGUUCUACAAUACAAUCCAUUUUUUGAACGGCAACUCUACAGUUCAAAUGACCUAAACCCAAGAGAGAAAUGUUGUAAAUCAGGACACUGCCAAUGGUAUUAUGAAGUUCGUCCUGUUCCAUUCUGCUAUAGAAGGUCGCCAUUCCAACCUGGAAUAAAUUUUGGUGAUCCGCACAUCCGAACGCUCGAUGGCAAAAACUACACGUUUAAUGGGUACGGCGAAUAUACGAUGCUGACAAUAGCUAAGGAAAAAACAAGAUUUGAUUUCCAGGCUCGAACAGAUUUGGCAACAACAGCGAAUGGGACUGUUAUCAAUGCUACAAUAUUCAGUGCAUUCGUGGCCCAAGAUCAAACUGGAUCUCAUGUACAAAUAGAAAUGUCACGUGACAAAACAAAAUUAAUCAUAAGAGGAAAUGGAAACGAUUUGACUCGACGGUUUGAGAAUAUCAACUACACCUUCCUGACAAAGAAUUUAUCCAUGCGAUGGGAAAACCAAACGAUGUGUGCAUCCUUUCUGCAGUCAUCAAUCAUCCUAAAGGUCAGUCUCGGAGUACGGUUUUUGAUUUCGGAAACAAUAGUUGACAGUGCGUACAAAGGAUUCAUAAAAGGUUUGAUGGGGAAUUUCGAUGGAAACAGUUCAAAUGAUUUCAUUCUUCCAAAUGGAACUAUUCUAAAUGAAACAACAAUGCAAAAGGAAAAAGACAUAUAUUACGGAUUCGGACAACAAUGGUCAGUGCAAAACUCUUCAAUUUUUCAUUACGGCACGGGGUUAACCUUCACGAAUUUUUCACAUCCUGGAUUUGAACCCGUAUUUUUGGAUGAAGUAGAAGAGGACAUUCUUAAUGGUGCCAAAGAGAAAUGUGGACCAAACCCCUCCCAAUCGUGUAUAUUUGAUUUCUUAGCAACAGGAGACAUUGCCCUUGCUUCCUCAUCUGCCAAAGAAGAAAUAAGUUUAAUUAAUGACGUUGCCAUGAUAGAAAAUGAAACACCAAACAUAACAGGAAACGCAACAAUAUUUGCCGAAGUUGGUAAGGAGGUAACACUAAUAUUCACUGCUUAUGAUGACGGCAAAGAGACUCCCACGUUCAAUAUAUUGAAACAGCCUGAGGGAUUUGAUCUCAACUCCACUACUGGAAUAGCGACAUGGAAACCACAUAAUAUGAAUAUAUCAGAGAUCAGUAUCAGUGUGAUAGACGAAAUGGGAGCAGAAUCGCCAUCUCUGGAUGUCACUAUCGUUCUGUGUGGCGGAUGCAGUGAACGAGGUAGCUGCGAUUCUGCUAGUGUUAAACGGACAGAAAAGCCUUUAGUCUACCACGCAUCAUGUAUUUGUACUACUGGUUAUUCGGGUAAGACCUUGCUAAAAUAUUGUAUUCCCGUAUCAAAAUAUGUCCAUUCUAAAAAAAAAAAAGUUUGUCAAUAUGUUUUAUUUGUAGGCGAUAACUGUGCAAUAGACACAGACGCAUGCCUUCUCAAUCCGUGUCCUUUAGAUAGAAACUGUACUGACCUUACCCCUGAAGAAGAGGCCAGGUAUAAUCGCGGAUACAAUUGCACAGAUUGUCCAAAAGGAUUUGAAGAAAUUAACAAUAAAUGUAUAGAUGUUGAUGAAUGUGAAAAGGGGAACGUCUGUAAUGAAACAGCAGAAACCUGCGAAAACACAGAGGGAAGUUUUCUUUGUAACUGCAUCAGUGGCUAUAUAAAAUUAGAAAACAUGUGUAAAGAUAUAGAUGAAUGUGAAGAAAUGACUUCAAAUUGUGAAUCAGUUUGUCAUAACACGCAGGGGGGAUUCGAAUGUGCUUGUCAUCCAGGUUUUGUUUUAAACAAAGUUGACAAAACUUCUUGUGAUAAAACGGAUGUGGACCCUUGUAUAGAAUUAGAGAAGGAAUGCGAAUACACUUGCAGCAACACAACGGGGACAUUAGAUUGCACUUGUCCAAUAGGCUAUCAGCUUGAUGAUAAUGGCACCAACUGCACAGAUAUAAAUGAAUGUGAGUUGCAUAAUCCGUGUGAACAAGAAUGUAACAACAGCGACGGCUCAUUCCAUUGCGUCUGUGGACCAGGAUUUACGUUGAGUGUGGACAAAACAUCCUGUACAGAAUGUGAUCCACCGUAUUACGGUGAAAACUGUAGUCACGUUUAUGUGUCUGGUCCAGGUGUUGACACUUGCAACUCCGUGAGUGGAUGUACUUGUCUCUCAGGUUGGACUGGGAAAUCAUGUGACGUGGAUAUUGACGAAUGUACAAAAGAUCAAAACAUCUGUGGAACAAUAAAAGUCUGCAAAAAUCUUGAAGGAUCUUACAGUUGCAACUGCAGAGAAGGUUUCCAAGACGACGGUGGCAAUUGCAUAGAUAUUGAUGAGUGUUCCGAUAUAAGUUUAAAUGGCUGUCCAGAAAACACCAAUUGUCAAAACACACAUGGGAAUUAUACCUGUCUGUGUAUUAAAGGAUUGCAAAGGAUCGAUUCUACUUGCAAAGAUGUCGAUGAAUGCGAAAAUAAUAUUCAUGAUUGUUCGCAAAUCUGUGUCAACACAUACGGCGAUUAUGAAUGCGAAUGCCAGUUUGGCUAUCUAUUAGAGAAUGACAGGAAGAACUGUGAAAAAGUUAGAGAUGUGUGCUCACUAUUUCCGGAAUUGAAUUGCACAUAUGGAUGUAAGUUAGAACCGACCACAUUUGAAGGAAACUGCUUUUGCGAAUCUGGGUUUGAACUUAAUCUCGACAAUAGGACUUGUAACGAUAUUGAUGAAUGUUCCCAGAAUACUACAUGUAAUCAGACAUGUAGAAAUACACCUGGAUCAUUCGAAUGUGGAUGCACAACAGGAUACGCUUUACAGAACGAUGAAAGAUCCUGUAGUGUAUGCCACAAUGGAUUUUACGGGGACAACUGCCUUAAAACAUGUCGAUGUGAAAAAGGUUCUGACCAAUGUGAUCCUGUCAACGGAUGUGUAUGUAAGUCAGGCUGGACUGGAGAGUACUGCGAAAAAGACAUAGAUGAAUGUGAUAACAGUAGCAGUUCAUGUCAGAGUGAUAAUGAAUAUUGCAUCAACACUAUUGGUUCCUACAAGUGUGAAUGCAGGGAAGGCUUUCAUCGUUCGAAUGGGACAUGUGAAGAUAUCGACGAGUGUCAGAAUGCAUCAUCGUGUGAACACAACUGUACUAAUACGGAAGGGGGGUUCUACUGUACCUGUAGGACAGGGUUUGAUCUACAUAAUACCAGUGUUUGUGUAGAUAUAGACGAAUGCACCACAGCUUCAUGUCACAAUUGCAGUAACUUCCCUGGAGGGUUUAAUUGUUCGUGUGACGAAGGAUACUCUCUAAAUCUGACUAUUAUUGCUGAAUGCAACAAUAUCGAUGAAUGUCUGGACGGUAGUAACAACUGUUCUGAGAAUGCUACUUGCACAGAUACCGAGGGAGGUUAUGCUUGUAACUGCCUUAAAGGAUUCAAAGAUGAUGGAUACACAUGCAUAGAUAUCGACGAGUGUCAGAAUGCAUCAUCGUGUGAACACAACUGUACUAAUACGGAUGGGGGGUUCUACUGUACCUGUAGGACAGGGUUUGAUCUACAUAAUACCAGUGUUUGUGUAGAUAUAGACGAAUGCACCACAGCUUCAUGUCACAAUUGCAGUAACUUCCCUGGAGGGUUUAAUUGUUCGUGUGACGAAGGAUACUCUCUAAAUCUGACUAUUAUUGCUGAAUGCAACAAUAUCGAUGAAUGUCUAGACGGUAGUAACAACUGUUCUGAGAAUGCUACUUGCACAGAUACCGAGGGAAGUUAUGCUUGUAACUGCCUCAAAGGAUUCAAAGGUGAUGGAUACACAUGCAUAGCAUGUGAACACAUGACAUAUGGCACCCAGUGUUCUGAAGAAUGCUUAUGUGUAGAGGAAAACACUAGUGGUUGUGAUGACGUCACUGGAAUAUGCACUUGUAAACAGAAUUGGAAAGGAAGUGCAUGUGAAAUACACAAGGAUGACUGUAUGAAUGGAACUGCUAUGUGUAACUCGAGUGUAGAGGAUUGCGUAAGGGAAGACGGAACUAACAGCUAUUUUUGUUCUUGUCUGUAUGGAAGGAACGUAACUGCUGAUGGAACGUGUUUGUCCCCAGUACCACCAUACGUCACCAACGCUGGAGAGACAAAGUUUAAAGCUGAAACUACUUUGGUGAUUGACGUAACAAAAGAGGAGUUUGAAAGUAAAGCUGAAAAUAUAACAGAAAAUGUACUGAAGUUGCUGACAGAUCAUUUUGAGAGCAAAAUACGAGGAUUUAAAACACUGCUGAUUUUAUUUAUACGACUCGGAAGCCUGAGAGUUGAAUACGAAAUAGUCCUUCAUAAAAACAUUUCUAUGGAGGAGCAGACCGCUGAAUACAUAAAGGCAACAAGAGAGUUGUUCGAUACAUCAUUCCAGAUAAAAGCAUUGGGGGGAAAUGCUACAGUUUCCUCUAUAACCAUUAAAAAAGAAAACCAAGGUGAUCUUGUAUUAAACACAUCAAGCAGUUGGUGCGAGUUUGCAGAUCAUCUGUCUCUAUGUUAUGAAGGAACGCAAUGUGAUGAAACUUCGGCUUCUUGUGUGGCAAUGGCGGUAAAAGAUUCUUUCGCUCUCAUCAUUGGAUUAGGCAUUGGUAUACCCUUAUCACUGGCGGUAAUACUAGUACUCAUCAUAGUGUGUGUUUACGGCAAAAGAAAGUCAGAAAACAGAGAUUGGAAUGAUUUAAAUGAAAAUGAUGGAUCUCUCAAUGCUAGCGACUUUUUUCGAUCAAGGAUACCUGUGCGUUAUGGUAACUGGGGUCAACAAAAUACUUACUUUACCUGGGGUGCGGAAUCUGGUCGCCGUAAUGGUUGGUAUCAGCAGAAUGUACCUUCAAAUGCAGAUCCACAUAAAGGGGAUUUCCUGCGUUCAUUUGUACUAUUGAAUAAGUCGUUUGAAAUAAAGCGACCCGUUGCAGAAAUGAGACCAAAUCCUUUGUUCUCUGAGAAUGAUCAAUGCACAGCUUGAAUAACCAAGGAAUGCAAGCAAGAAAAUUGACACGUGUGCGAUCAAAUUGUAUAUUUUAACUUUUAUAUAUAAGAAGUAUCUCAUUAUCUGUAUAUCAAUAAACGGAAUAAACGUUUGAUGAAUAAU